AUGAAGGGAGAGACAUUGGGCUUAAUACUUGGGUUAUCAAUUGGGGUAGUGGUUGGAUUGUCUUUGGCCAUAGCCGCAUUUUUUUGUUUGAAGUGUCACAAGAAGCGGCCACACAUAGAGAAAAGCACUUCUUUGAAGGCUGCUAAUAUCCCUAUACGCGUAAAUGGGGCUGAUUCUUGUACAAUCUUGUCGGACUCAUCUCUCGGGACCGAGUCACCCAAGUCUGCCAUGCCAAAAGGUAUGCUGUUGUGGCUCGGGGGAAUGAAGAAGACCAAUAUGGUUUCUGCAUCGGGAAUAGUAGAGUAUUCUUACAAGGAUCUGCAGAAAGCAACCUAUAAUUUUACCACCUUGAUUGGUCAAGGGGCAUUUGGCCCCGUUUACAAAGCUCAGAUGAUGUCUGGUGAGACUGUGGCUGUAAAAGUGCUCGCAACUGAUUCAAAGCAAGGGGAGAGAGAGUUCCAAACAGAGGUUAUGUUAUUGGCAAGGCUACAUCACAGGAACCUUGUGAAUUUGGUGGGCUACUGUGCUGAGAAGAACCAGCAUAUGCUUAUAUACGUCUACAUGAAGCGAGGAAGUUUGGCUUCUCAUUUGUAUGAUGAAAAACUUGGAGCACUGAAAUGGGAAUUAAGGGUUCUAAUAGCACUUGAUGUGGCUAGGGGCUUGGAGUAUCUUCAUGAUGGAGCAGUUCCUCCAGUGAUACAUCGUGACAUCAAAUCUUCCAAUAUCUUAUUGGACCAGUAUAUGAGAGCAAGGGUUGCGGACUUUGGACUUUCAAGGGAAGAGAUGGUUAAUGGGAAAGUGGGCAAUGUUCGAGGGACUUUUGGGUAUCUUGAUCCUGAAUACAUAUCUUCACGGUCAUUUACAAAGAAAAGUGAUGUUUACAGCUACGGGGUGCUGUUAUUCGAACUUAUUGCAGCAAGAAAUCCUCAACAGGGUCUUAUGGAGUAUGUUGAGCUAGCAACCAUGAACAAUAAUGAAGGGAAAGUUGGGUGGGAGGAGAUAGUCGAUCCUCGUCUGGACGGGAAAUUCGAUAUAGAAGAACUCGAUGAGGUUGCCACUCUUGCCCACAAAUGCGUGAAUCGUGUGGCGAGAAGAAGGCCAUCCAUGAGGGACAUUGUUCUUGUGCUCUCAAGGGUUCUCAAAUCCCGAUAUAGUAAGAGGCGUAAAAAUAAUUCGUCUACUCCCAGGGGAGAUGAGGUAAUCGUCAACUUGGAUCAGUUAGACCGGCGGUCCGCACAUCCUGAACAUCGGAGGGUGGAAUCUUUGGACAGCAUGCCGGACUCGGUUGAUGUUUAG
This is a messenger RNA of Striga hermonthica, 1296 nucleotides long. Lineage: Eukaryota; Viridiplantae; Streptophyta; Magnoliopsida; Lamiales; Orobanchaceae. The record is from the annotation of a GenBank genome assembly.